AUAAGUGUUUAGACAGUCCUCGGGUUAAGUGUACAAAAUAUUGGUUUUAAAAAUAGAUUUGAGCAAAAAAAUGGAUUUGCCGAUAUUUUGGAUUUGUGCUGUGACCUUUGCAAUUCUUGGAUACUUCUGGGUGAAGAAGAAGUACUCCUUCUGGGAGAGACAUGGAUUCGUUUACGUGAAACCCACAUUUCCAUUAGGAAAUGCGUGGGGUGUCGGAUGGAAGAAGCAUAAUAGUGAAUUUUUCCAAGACCUAUACCGAGAGAUGAAGGGAAAAGACGUCAUUGGUGGAAUGUAUUUUUUAACAAGUCCUAGUGCAGUUGUACUAGAUUUGGAUUUUCUCAAAACCAUGCUCAUUAAGGAUUUUCAAUACUUCCACGAUAGAGGUCUUUAUAUUAAUGAACGAGAUGAUCCACUGUCAGGGAAUUUAUUUGCCCUGAGAGGGCAAAAAUGGAAAGUGAUGAGGGGCAAAUUGAGUCCUACUUUCACAUCUGGGAAGAUGAAGAUGAUGCACAGCACCAUAAUAGGAGUUGCCCUUGAAUUUCAAAAAGCUCUAGAGCCUCAUGCUCAAAGAGGUGAGGAAAUUGAGCUAAAAGACUUUCUCUCUCGCUUCACGACGGACGUGAUUGGGAAUUGUGCUUUUGGUAUUGAGUGCAACAGCCUAAAGGAUCCCGACACGGAAUUUCGCAGGAUUGGAAGAAAAAUAUUCGAUUUUCCACCCUUGGGAAUGCUUAAAGCAAUAUUUAUGACUAUUUUUCCCGAAGCAGCACGAACAUUAAGGCUGAAAUUUAAUAGCGACACCAUCACUAAUUUCUUUAUGAAUCUUCUACGGGAUACAAUUGACUACAGAGAAAAGAAUAACGUCAAGAGGAAUGAUUUUCUAUCCUUGAUGAUUCAAUUGAAAAAUACCGGAAAAUUGGAAGGAGACAACACAGAUUUGGGAAAAUUGACCUUUGAGGAACUAGCAGCUCAAACUUUUGUCUUCUUUGGUGCGGGAUUUGAAACAUCUUCAUCCACAAUGGCUUACACAUUGUACGAAUUGGCUCUAAAUCAGGACAUUCAAGACCGAGUCAGAGAGGAAGUGAACAGAGUAUUGGAAAAGCAUGGAGGGGAAUAUACCUACGAGGCUUGCAUGGAGCUCAAAUAUCUCGAAAGAGUUAUUCAGGAAACUUUGAGAAAAUAUCCAGUUGUUGACAACCUUAUCAGGCUCGUAACAAAUGAUUAUCAACUACCAGGAAGUGAUCGUGUAAUAAAGAAAGGUGUUGGCAUAGCUAUACCUGUCUAUGCAAUUCAUCGUGAUCCAGAAAUUUAUCCAAAUCCCGAGAGGUUUGAUCCAGAUCGUUUCACAGAGGAAAACAUUCAGAAUCGUCAUCCAAUGGCAUAUCUUCCCUUUGGUGAGGGUCCUCGUAUGUGUAUAGGAAUGAGAUUUGCUUUAAUGCAAACACGAGUCGGAUUGGCAACUUUAUUGAACAAAUAUAGAGUUCAAGUUACUCAGAAAACUCCAGUUCCAAUGACUUUAGCACCUAGUAACGCAUUUUUGUCACCCGUCGGUGGAAUGUGGUUGAGAAUUGAAAAAAUUUAAAUAUGUUGUUGUAUACCAAAAAAUCAGUCAUUUAAAUCAUUAUCUGUUCUAUAAAAAGUUGAUAUUGAUUUUUUUAAUAAAUUCUUUAACUGAAA
This is a messenger RNA of Lutzomyia longipalpis, 1674 nucleotides long. Its product is annotated as probable cytochrome P450 6a14. NCBI's taxonomy places the organism in Eukaryota, Metazoa, Arthropoda, Insecta, Diptera, Psychodidae. Bases 71 to 1579 code for a protein of 502 amino acids. The record is from RefSeq and is a predicted model, not a curated record. Gene Ontology annotation, molecular function: oxidoreductase activity, acting on paired donors, with incorporation or reduction of molecular oxygen; heme binding; iron ion binding. The transcript has 2 exons.